Molecule: messenger RNA, 2967 nt
Organism: Chaetomium fimeti
Lineage: Eukaryota; Fungi; Ascomycota; Sordariomycetes; Sordariales; Chaetomiaceae
Product: PAS domain-containing protein
Exons: 2
Coding region: 1-2967 (988 amino acids)
Cellular component (GO): nucleus
Molecular function (GO): protein binding
Source: RefSeq, a predicted model, not a curated record
AUGAAUGAUAGCUUUUAUAUCCCCCCACUGUCGCCGGAAGAAGCUCAGCGGCAGCUGGCGAUGCAACAGAAUGGACCACAACGAAGUCGAGAUCAUGGCCAGAGUGUGAUGGCCGUCAAUACGGGGAAUUUCGGAGGUAUGGGCCCAACGAGCCCUCUGUCGACGACCAUGGAAGGCUUGCCCAUGUCGGCAGGCGAGUCGCUGGACGACAUUGUCAGUCAGAAUAAUCGGGAGUUUCAGCGGAGGCGGAGCAUGCCCCAUCCAUUCCCGAGCCAGCUAUCGCCGCACGAGGUCGACCGCCGCCUAUCGAUGAUGGAUUUCAGCAACCCCGGCGAUAGUAUCCCGGAGUUCUCAUUCGCCUAUCCCAACAGCGCGACCCUACCGAAUAGCUCUGGGCAAUUCCCGCAGCCGGGGCUCAUGGGGAUGUCUAGCCAGACAGGAUUUGGCACCCUCUCCCCGAACUCGAUCUCCAUGGACACCUUCUCCAAUAUGGAUAUGGGAUCAAUGGGCGCGAACCAAAAUACCCUGAACAUGUUCGACCCGUCUGAUCUAAGCCCUCAGUACCCGCCUGGCACUCUCGGCGCUAUCAAUCCGGACUUUGCCAUGGACAUGGGCAUUGAGAAUACCGCUAUCAGCGCGCCCAGCGUCAACCCGAUGACCGGGUUCUCUCUGGGGGGAAACGGCUCCAUGAUGCAUGACGCCGGUGAGACGUUCGACACCACGUCCGUCCCUCAGGAAACCUCCAACCUCCUCACGGCUCCGCAAAUGGGCCAGCUCCAGCCCAACCCGCCAUGUCCCAAACCGCGCGAAGCAUCAGUCCCCUCAACAUUCCACUCGCCAGCAUCAGGCACGUCUCGGGCCAUGUCCCACUCCAGUGCCGCCCAGCCGAGCAUUCCCCUCACACCAGCUUCGACCGUGCGAACCAACUCCGGUCCGGUCCGCCCCGCGGGCGUCGGAUCACGCGAUCCUAAAAAGGACGUCUACUCGAAAAGUGGGUUCGACAUGAUGCGAGCCCUGUUCUACGUCGCGAAGAGGAAAAACCCCACGAUUGAGAUCGGCGCCGUCGACUUGUCGUGCGCCUUUGUCGUCACGGACGUGACGCUCAACGACUGCCCCAUCAUCUACGUGUCGGACAAUUUCCAGAACCUCACCGGGUACAACAGGCACGAGAUCGUCGGCAAGAACUGCCGGUUUCUGCAGAGCCCGGACGGUAUUGUCGAGGCGGGGUCAAAACGUGAGUUCGUGGCGAACGAUGCCGUCUUGAAGCUCAAGAAUGCCGUCGCGGAAGGGAAGGAGAUACAGCAGAGCUUGAUCAAUUACCGCAAAGGCGGCAGGCCGUUCCUGAAUUUGCUGACCAUGAUCCCUAUUCCGUGGGAUACCGAGGAGAUCAAGUACUACAUCGGCUUUCAGAUCGACCUGGUCGAGUGUCCCCAGGCCAUCUCCGGGGACCCCGACUGCAUGCAAGUCAACUACCAACACAGCGACAUCGGCCAAUACUGUUGGGCGCCUCCGAGCACAUCCCAAUGGGAGGCGGAAAGCGGCCAGACCCUCGGCGUUGACGACGUCUCUUCCCUUAUCCAACAAUACAAGCCCAAGGCCAUUGCCUCGGAAUGGCACAAGCAGUCCUGGGACAAGAUGCUGCUGGAAAACACCGACGACGUGAUUCACGUGCUCUCCCUCAAGGGCCUUUUCCUCUACCUCUCGCCGGCCUGCAAGAAGACGCUCGAGUACGACCCCUCCGACCUGGUCGGCACCUCCCUCUCCUCCAUCUGCCACCCGUCCGACAUCGUGCCCGUCAUGCGCGAACUCAAAGACGCCCAACCGAACACGUCGGUCAACAUCGCCUUCCGCAUCCGCCGCAAACACUCGGGCUACACCUGGUUCGAGAGCCACGGCACGCUCUUCUGCGAGCCGCAGGCCAAGGCGCGAAAAUACCUUAUCCUCGCGGGCCGCAAGCGGCCCGUCUUCUCGCUUCGCCGGCGCGACGUCGCCCUCCACUCGCCCAUCGGCACGGGCGGCGACAGCGAGAUCUGGUCCAAGAUCUCCACCUCGGGCAUGUUCCUGUACGUCUCGUCCAGCGCCAAGUCACUGCUCGACCUCCUGCCGCGCGACCUCGAGGGCACCAGCAUGCAGGAGCUCAUUCGCAAGGAGUGCCGCGCCGAGUUUGGAAGGGCCAUCGAAAAAGCUAGGAAGGGCGCCAUCACCAGCCUUAGGCAUGAAGUGCUCCAUAAGAGGGGCCAGCUUGUCACUGCCCAAACCGUCUUCUACCCCGGGGGCGGUGGAGUGGGCGUGCCCACGGAAGGCGGGCCGAGCUUUUUGAUCGCGCAGACGAGGCUCUUGAAGGGGGCCGGGAGGGUUAUUGCCGCGGGGAAGGGCGGUAGCAGUGGUAUUCUAACGUUGGGUGGUGCUGGUAGUGGUGGCGAGGAUGCGAUGACGGGUGUGACGAUGGGCAACCUGCCGGCGCCGGUACCGACGGGGGCGUAUCCGGACUCGUCGACGGACGAGGACGAUGACGAGGGCGACAUCUUUGCCGAGCUCAAGACCACGCGGUGCACGUCCUGGCAGUACGAGCUCAGGCAGAUGGAGAAGGUCAAUCGGCUGCUGGCGGAGGAGCUCACGCAGCUGAUGGCCAACAAGAAGAAGCGGAAGCGGAGAAAGGGCGGCGGCACCGGGUACGGCACGGGAGGGAACGGGACGAAUGUCAUGGUUACUAACGAAAACAAGACGGGCAAGGUCUCGCCGAGAAAUGCCUCCCGCGGCAGUAGCGAUGCCGGCGCUAGCAACAAGCGAGCGAGCACCAGCACGGCAAGCACAGCCUCUCCCGCCGGAGCAUCACCUUUGCGAAGAGAGGUGUCAGCCGAUGACGGGAGCGUUGUCAGUUUCGGCGAUGGAAGCGGCAGUGGCAGUAGUGGCAGCAGCGGCAGCGGCGGUAACGGUAUGGGGAUGGUGUCUAUUAAAGAGGAGUAA